CUCUGUCCUCCCCCAGGACCGGAGAGGGAGGGAGGACACAGAAAGAGAGAGAGAGAGCGAGAGAGAGAGACUCAGAGAGUUUAAUUAGUGACGAGAAAGAAGAAGCAGCAGCAGGAGACAGUUGAACAGUUAUAGUUCUGCUUCAGGUCACUGUCUCAGGCCUCAGAGACACAGAUCUGGUUUUAAAGCAGGUCACUGAGGAUUUAAAUCAGCUGCUGACGACCUAGCUGGACUCUGGACUCUGUCUGGACUCUGGUCUCUGGUCUCAACUGGACUCUGGUAUCUGUCUGGUCCUAGUCUCAGCUGGACCCUGGACUCUGUCAGGACUCUGGUCUUUGUCAGCUUCUGGUCUCUGGUCUCAGCUGGACUCUGGUCUCUGUCUGGUCCUGGUCUCUGGUCUCAGCUGGACUCUGGACUCUGUCUGGACACUGGUUUUGGUCCUUGUCUAAGUUUCCUCGGACGGCGAAACCCCCCCCACGAGGCUUGAGCCUGGGAAGCAUGUUGCCAUCGGGAUGGCUCGUGAGGACGCGGUGAGAUGUCUGAGGUGUCUGCUCUACGCACUCAACGUGCUCUUCUGGCUGAUGUCAGCGUGUGUGUUGGGAGUGGCCGCGUGGAUCCGAGACUCUCUGAACACCGUCCUGACGCUGACGGCUCACACCAGGCUGGAGGAAGCGGCCGUCCUCACGUACUCUCCAGCUGUUCAUCCCGUCAUCAUCGCCGUGUGCUGCUUCCUCAUCAUCGUGGCGAUGGUGGGAUACUGUGGAGCGCUCAGGUGUAACCUGCUGCUGCUCUCCUGGUACCUGUGCAGUCUGCUGCUGAUCUUCUGCGUUGAGCUGGCCAGCGCCGUGUGGACGUAUGACCAGCCAUCAGUGCAGCGCUCUGAUAUGAUCAGCCUCAAGUCUCGGAUGUCAAACUACGGCCUGCAGAGAUACCAGUGGCUCACACACACCUGGAACAGCUUCCAGACACAGUUUAAAUGCUGCGGAGUGAUGUACUUCACUGAUUGGCUGGAGAUGACAGAGCUGGAGUGGCCUCCUGACUCCUGCUGCUCCAAUCAGUAUCCAGGCUGCGCUCGCCACGCCCACUACCACGACCUGAGUGACCUCUACCAAGAGGGCUGUGGUCCAAAGAUCUACGCUUUCAUUCGUGGGACGAAGCAGUUGCAGGCGUUGCGUUUCCUGGGCGUGUCCAUCGGCGUGGCUCAGAUCCUUGCCAUGGCGCUCACCCUCACGCUGCUCUGGGCGCUUUACUAUGGACGAAAGUCUCCAGACCUGGACUCCAUGGCACCCCCGAUGGACUCCGCCCCCGACUCUGUGACGCAUGGAGCCUCAGGUUCAGGCACUAACCAGACUAACAUGUGCGCUGCCUCCACGCCGAAGGAACACCAGUUUGAGAUGGAGUGCCUGUCGUAGCCGUGGGGACAAGCAGGACGUUCUCCAGGUUCAUGUCUGAGACGUGUAAACAUGUGACAUCAUCAGAGGACCAAACAGAAACUGAGGAAAACAUGACGUGGAAAAAAAACGUAAAAAACGAUGAGAAAUUAAAUAGCAGUGAAAUUUCAAGUCAGGAACACGUUGUGAAGACGUCAAGCACACGUCAGGAACACGUCAGGAACACGUCAGGAACACGUCAGGAACACGUCAGGCACACGUCAGGCACACGUCAGGAACACGUCAGGAACACGCUGUGAAGACGUCAGGCACACGUCAGGCACACAUCAGGAACACGUCAGGAACACGCUGUGAAGACAUCAGGAACACGUUGUGAAGACGUCAAGCACACGUCAGGAACACGUCAGGAACACGUCAGGAACACGUCAGGAACACGUCAGGCACACGUCAGGCACACGUCAGGCACACGUCAGGAACACGCUGUGAAGACGUCAGGCACACGUCAGGCACACAUCAGGAACACGUCAGGAACACGCUGUGAAGACAUCAGGAACACGUUGUGAAGACGUCAAGCACACGUCAGGAACACGUCAGGAACACGUCAGGCACACGUCAGGAACACGUCAGGAACACGUUGUGAAGACGACAAGCACACGUCAGGAACACGUCAGGAACACGUCAGGAACACGUCAGGAACACGUUGUGAAGACAUCAGGAACACGUCAGGAACACGUCAGGAACACGUUGUGAAGACGUCAGGCACACGUCAGGCACACGUCAGGAACACGUCAGGAACACGUCAGGCACACGUCAGGAACACAUCAGGAACACGUCAGGAACACGUUGUGAAGACGUCAGGCACACGUCAGGCACACGUCAGGAACACGUCAGGAACACGUUGUGAAGACGUCAGGCACACGUCAGGAACACGUCAGGAACACGUUGUGAAGACGUCAGGCACACGUCAGGAACACGUCAGGAACACGUCAGGCACACGUCAGGAACACAUCAGGAACACGUCAGGAACACGUUGUGAAGACGUCAGGCACACGUCAGGAACACGUCAGGAACACGUCAGGCACACGUCAGGAACACAUCAGGAACACGUCAGGAACACGUUGUGAAGACGUCAAGCACACGUCAGGAACACGUAAGGAACACGUCAGGAACACGUCAGGAACACGUCAGGAACACGUUGUGAAGACAUCAGGAACACGUCAGGAACACGUCAGGAACACGUUGUGAAGACGACAAGCACACGUCAGGAACACGUCAGGAACACGUCAGGAACACGUCAGGAACACAUUGUGAAGACAUCAGGAACACGUCAGGAACACGUCAGGAACAUGUUGUGAAGACGUCAGGCACACGUCAGGAACACGUUGUGAAGACGUCAAGCACACGUCAGGAACACGUAAGGAACACGUCAGGAACACGUCAGGAACACGUCAGGAACACGUUGUGAAGACAUCAGGAACACGUCAGGAACACGUCAGGAACACGUUGUGAAGACGACAAGCACACGUCAGGAACACGUCAGGAACACGUCAGGAACACGUCAGGAACACAUUGUGAAGACAUCAGGAACACGUCAGGAACACGUCAGGAACAUGUUGUGAAGACGUCAGGCACACGUCAGGAACACGUUGUGAAGACGUCAGGCACACGUCAGGCACACGUCAGGAACACGUCAGGAACACGUCAGGCACACGUCAGGAACACGUCAGGAACACGUCAGGAACACGUUGUGAAGACGUCAGGCACACGUCAGGCACACGUCAGGAACACGUCAGGAACACGUUGUGAAGACGUCAGGCACACGUCAGGCACACAUCAGGAACACGUCAGGAACACGCUGUGAAGACAUCAGGAACACGUUGUGAAGACAUCAGGAACACGUCAGGAACACGUCAGGCACACGUCAGGAACACGUCAGGAACACGUUGUGAAGACGUCAGGCACACGUCAGGAACACGUCAGGAACACGUUGUGAAGACGUCAGGCACACGUCAGGCACACGUCAGGAACACGUCAGGAACACGUCAGGCACACGUCAGGAACACGUCAGGAACACGUCAGGAACACGUCAGGAACACGUCAGGCACACGUCAGGCACACGUCAGGAACACGUCAGGAACACGCUGUGAAGACAUCAGGAACACGUUGUGAAGACAUCAGGAACACGUCAGGAACACGUCAGGCACACGUCAGGCACACAUCAGGAACACGUCAGGAACACGCUGUGAAGACAUCAGGAACACGUUGUGAAGACAUCAGGAACACGUCAGGAACACGUCAGGCACACGUCAGGAACACGUCAGGAACACGUUGUGAAGACGUCAGGCACACGUCAGGAACACGUCAGGAACACGUCAGGAACACGUUGUGAAGACGUCAGGCACACGUCAGGCACACGUCAGGAACACGUCAGGAACACGUCAGGCACACGUCAGGAACACGUCAGGAACACGUUGUGAAGACGUCAGGCACACGUCAGGCACACGUCAGGAACACGUCAGGAACACGCUGUGAAGACAUCAGGAACACGUCAGGAACACGUCAGGCACACGUCAGGAACACGUCAGGAACACGUUGUGAAGACGUCAGGCACACGUCAGGCACACAUCAGGAACACGCUGGAACACGUCAGGAACACGCUGGAACAAAGACAGAAACAUAGACCCUUUAAAGUGAACCUGAGCUGAUUCGUAGGAACCAGGAAAGAUGGUGGCUCCUUACUGAACAUGAACAUGAAACUUGAUGGAACCACCACUGUUCUCAAGACGUUCUCUAGAACCUGAGCUGUUCCCAAGACGUUCUCUAGAACCUGAGUUCUUCCCAAGACGUUCUCUAGAACCUGAGCUGUUCCCAUGUGAGGGAUCAGCAGAUUUGUGUUUUAUAUGAGAACAUGUGUGAUGUUGAUGUUUCAUACUUUUGUGUCUGAUUCAUUUUUCUCACUGGAAAAUAAAACAAGGUUUGAAAGUU
Molecule: messenger RNA, 4376 nt
Organism: Platichthys flesus (European flounder)
Lineage: Eukaryota; Metazoa; Chordata; Actinopteri; Pleuronectiformes; Pleuronectidae
Gene: tspan12
Product: tetraspanin 12
Exons: 8
Coding region: 513-1412 (299 amino acids)
Cellular component (GO): membrane
Source: RefSeq, a predicted model, not a curated record